Molecule: messenger RNA, 804 nt
Organism: Didymosphaeria variabile
Lineage: Eukaryota; Fungi; Ascomycota; Dothideomycetes; Pleosporales; Didymosphaeriaceae
Exons: 2
Coding region: 1-804 (267 amino acids)
Source: RefSeq, a predicted model, not a curated record
AUGGAACGCAAGCGCGAUUAUACGCGAUUUUCCUCCGACAACGAUGGCAGAUCAGACAACGAUGGCAGAUCAGACAACGAUGGCAGAUCAGACAACGAUGGCAGAUCAGACAAUGACGGCAGAUCAGACAAUGGAACGCUCCCAAUUCGUCCGACAUCGCGGUCGCCACCCCCAGCGAUAACACAGAGACAACAAGUUUCGCCACAGAGACCGCAUCCUCCGCCGCAAGAAGCGCAAUUUUCACUGCCGGGGCUGCAAUCCUUGCUGCAAGAAGCGCAUAUCCCACCGCAAGGGCUGCAACAGCAAGCACCCUACGCCACCCAGGUAUCCCAGUUUCCGGACCAACGUGUUCCAUAUGAUGAUGUCGAUCCGAGGGGCGCAGCCAACAUAUAUCAGCAUCUUGGUAAGGAUUACUAUUGGGUGUUCAACUUCGCAAUCCGAGCAAGUCAACGUGACAUCCGAGGCUCUCAACGCGAUCAGUACAAUCGCCGUCUUUGGCAUGAGAAUUUCAAAGCCUUCCAGAAAAUAAACCUGAUCGACCCGAAUGAAGCCAAGGAGCCUCCGGACGGUGAAUUUCUGCAGCGGUUCCUCAUUACUGCGGCAUAUCGCGCGUGGCCUGGUCCCGGUGUGCCGACGCUGUCCUGGCUGGAAAACGGGUACCGUACUGUGGUGGACAUUUGUACAUUCUCCUACAAAGACUUCCAGAUGUCAGAGCGUGAGAAGAUGCACAUUGACAGUACGAUAGCGUGGAUUUUGAAAGAGGGCUUGGUGAAGUUGGAUGAGCUUCCAAGAGACGACUAUUGA